This is a messenger RNA of Lepisosteus oculatus (spotted gar), 1020 nucleotides long. Its product is annotated as trace amine-associated receptor 13c-like. Gene Ontology annotation, molecular function: trace-amine receptor activity. Gene Ontology annotation, biological process: G protein-coupled receptor signaling pathway. NCBI's taxonomy places the organism in Eukaryota, Metazoa, Chordata, Actinopteri, Semionotiformes, Lepisosteidae. Gene Ontology annotation, cellular component: membrane. The record is from RefSeq and is a predicted model, not a curated record.
AUGGAAGUUACAGAAUUUGAACCAGUGCAGUAUUGUUUUCAGACUUACAACUCAUCCUGUACUAAGGAAGUGCGAUCUCCAGCUGUGUAUGUAGUGAUGUAUAUUUCUGCAGUGGCAGUGAUGAUGCUGACAGUGUGUGGAAACCUGGUGGUGAUCAUCUCUAUCUCUCACUUCAAGCAGCUCCACACACCAACUAACUUCCUCGUGCUCUCUCUGGCUGUAGCAGACUUACUAAUAGGAAUAAUUGUGAUGCCUUUCCAAUUAAUCGUGCUAAUAGAAACAUGUUGGUAUUUUGGAGACAUAUUUUGCAUUAUUUACAAAACAUUUCACUCUGUGCUCACUUCUGUUUCUGUUAAUAAUGUUGCAUGCAUAUCGAUUGAUCGUUAUUUUGCUGUUUGUUACCCCUUCAUUUAUUCUACUAAACUAAUAACUAACAUAACAUGGUCAAUUAUUUUAUUUAAUUGGUUUUUUUCACUGCUAUACAAUUUGGCUCUUGUUUAUUUUAAUGGAAAUAUUAGUAGUGCUGAACUCAAUACUUGUCUAGGAGACUGUUUGUUUGUAAUGAGUGAAAUAUGGGGAAUAGUAGAUUUAAUAAUUGUAUUUAUCCUGCCUUGUUCUGUAAUGGUUGCCCUCUAUGUGAACAUUUUUGUAGUAGCUAGAAGACAUGCAAAAUUAAUCAACUGUGUUACAGCACACGAUAAUUCUGCAAAUGAAAAAAAAAGUAAACUAACUACAACGUCUGAAAGAAAAGCUGCUAAAACAUUAGGGAUUGUAGUUUUUGUUUUUCUCUUGUGUUUGGUGCCAUAUUAUAUCUGCAGUAUUGUUUAUGAAAAAGUUAAUAUUUCUUCUUCUUCUGUAGUUAUUAAUUUUCUGUGUUGGCUGAUGUUUUUUGAUUCUUCUAUCAAUCCCAUUAUUUAUGCUCUGUUUUACUCCUGGUUUCAGAAAUCAGUUAAAUUAAUUGUAACAUUGAAGAUUUUUAACACAGCAUCAUCUUUGAUCAACCUGUUUCCAGAAAAAUAG